This is a messenger RNA of Ostrea edulis (European flat oyster), 1627 nucleotides long. Its product is annotated as protein IMPACT-B-like. Gene Ontology annotation, biological process: regulation of translational initiation. Gene Ontology annotation, cellular component: cytoplasm. The transcript is spliced from 9 exons. Gene Ontology annotation, molecular function: protein binding. Lineage: Eukaryota; Metazoa; Mollusca; Bivalvia; Ostreida; Ostreidae. The record is from RefSeq and is a predicted model, not a curated record. The coding region runs from base 135 to 1106 and encodes 323 amino acids.
UUCUGCUUGUUGCUCAUUAAUAUUUCCGGUGUGCUGUUUUAGAAGAUGUCCACUACACAAUUUCACAUUUUAUUUUACAUCCUUAGCCCUUAGUCUACUUUUUAUUCUUAUUUUUGUGUGAAGAAAGGAACAAGAUGUCUGAUAACGAUAACAUCAGAAUCCAGGAUGAAGAAAUUGAAGCCCUUUCUGCAAUUUAUGGGGACGACUGGGUGAUUGUCGACAGUGAUUCAAAAAAGUACGGCAUAAAAGUCGCAGAUGAAAAUUCAGCAAACAUGAUUUUUAUGGAGGUUUCGUUUCCUCCUGAUUAUCCCAAGACCUCACCCCCUCAGUACAUCCUAAGUGCACCUUGGUUACGACGUGAGGAACGAAUAAGUUUAGAAGACGCCUUAGCAGAUAUAUACUGUGCAAAUAUUGGAGAAAGUGUCAUAUUUCUGUGGGUUGAAAAAAUACGCGAGUUUCUGCAGGAGAAAAGUGAAAUGAAAGUGGAAACAAAACCAGAUGUUGCUAGUCCAGAAAAGGUGGAGGAAAAAUCAGAAGGAGAAGAGGACUGGUCAGAAGACAGUUUUGCAAAGAUACAGGAGGAGUUAAUCAAGAGGAGCCAUUCCACAGAGCAGGAAGAAACCAAAGAAGAGGUCACUUGUCCCGAUAUUCACCAUGGAGAGAGUUUUAUGGACAGAAAAAGUGUGUUUCAAGGUCACAUAGCUGCAAUAUCUCAUACAAAACAGGUGAAGUUAGUCCUGGACUCUCUUUGUCAGAGUAAGAAGAUUGCCAUGGCAACUCACAACAUUUAUGCAUAUAGGAUCAUUCAAAAUGACCAAUCAGAUGUCUACUAUCAGGGCUGUGAGGAUGAUGGGGAAACCCAGGCAGGUUCCAGAAUGCUUCACCUGAUGCAGAUAGUUGAUGCCCGGAAUGUAAUUGUUGUGGUGACUCGUUGGUACGGGGGAGUACAUCUCGGGCCUGAUCGUUUUAAACACAUCAAUAAUUGUGCCAGACAACUUUUGGAUGACCAUGGCUAUAUUAAGUCCAAGGUUAGCAAAAAUCAAUAUUAUAUCAACAGUUACCGUAAAUUAAAGUUUCAUCAAAGUACAGUUUUAUCAACAAUUUAAUAGAGAUUCAAUUUUUAAAGUACAAUUAUGUUUGUUUGUUCUUAUAUUAAACAGACAACCAGCAUUUUAGAAUAGAGUUUUCAGUUGCAUCUUCUGUAAUCACAGGAAUGAAUUUUGAAAUUGUCUCUAUAUGUAUAAACUACAAGAUGAUUUGAUUAAUAAUUAAAAGUGAAUCUGACAUCAGAAUUAUGUAUUACUAAGUAACCAUAAAUACAGUUAAACUUCGGUAUCUGGAACACUGAUAUCUCGAAUACCAUGGAUAUGUCAAAGUGAUUCGGAAGUCCCAACCACUUAUUCUUUAAGUGUUUUACCCUUGAUAUCUUAAAUUCUCGGAUAUUUCAAAAAAUAUUCUCAGUCCCACCAAGUUCAAGAUAACGAGUUUUGACUGUAUUAUUAAGUAAUCAUAUGUAGUACAAACCAUUUUGUGCACUUUUUACAGAAUGAGAAAAAAGGUCCUAAAAGCAGUAAAAAGAAGCGGUAGCACAUGUUGCUUGGCCUUACCAUUGUAUCUCAUGUUGAGA